Messenger RNA from Akanthomyces muscarius, 1620 nucleotides. RefSeq lists its product as uncharacterized. The transcript is spliced from 7 exons. Bases 1 to 1620 code for a protein of 539 amino acids. Gene Ontology annotation, molecular function: oxidoreductase activity. NCBI's taxonomy places the organism in Eukaryota, Fungi, Ascomycota, Sordariomycetes, Hypocreales, Cordycipitaceae. The record is from RefSeq and is a predicted model, not a curated record.
AUGUCCACACUUCGUCAUGUCGCUGCGGCACUGGCCGCGGCUAGCCUUGCUGUCCCAGCUUCCGGUUACGUCGCCAAAAAUGUGACUGGUUAUGGAGUUUGCACGAAAACGACUGUUGCUAUCUUGGGCGGUGGCAUGGCCGGCAUUGCUGCUGCUCAAGCACUCACGAACAACUCAAUUACUGAUUUCAUGAUCCUCGAGUACAAUGAUGUUAUUGGUGGUCGCGCCCUUCAUACAAAUUUUGGCAAGCAGGAAGACGGCUCGCCUUAUGUCAUUGAGCUCGGCGCAAACUGGAUUCAAGGCCUCGGCCAGCCCGGCGGACCUGAAAAUCCGAUCUGGACUCUUGCCAAGAAACAUGGACUCAAAAACACUUUUUCUAAUUACAGUUCUAUCCUUACCUACAACGAAACUGGACCGUCAGAUUAUUCGGAGUUGCUGGACAGAUACAGCAAAGCGAACGAGAAGAUGUCGGCCCACGCAGGAACCCUCCUGGCGGAGAAUCGCCAAGACCAGACGGCUCGGGCGGGGCUUGCAUUGGCGGGAUGGAAUCCCAAACACAGUGACAUGGCCGCGCAGGCAGUGGAAUGGUGGAGUUGGGAUUGGGAAAGUGCCGUCUCACCAGAACAAUCGUCGUUGAUAUUUGGCGUCGCAGGUGCGAAUUUGUCGUUCAAUCAGUUCAGCGACGAGAACAAUCUGGUCAUCGAUCCACGCGGCUACAACUACAUUAUUCAACAAGAAGCCCAUACCUUCCUGAAGAAGGACGACCGUCGACUUCGUCUCAACAGUCACAUCACAAACAUCACCUAUUCGGAUGAUGGCGUCACCAUUCACAGUGAUGAUGGUAGCUGCGUAUCUGCGGCCUACGCCAUCUGCACGUUCUCUGUGGGCGUGCUGCAAAACGAUGUGGUAGCGUUCGAGCCGGAGCUGCCACAAUGGAAGCGGACUUCUAUACAGAAGUUCACCAUGGGCACCUACACAAAAAUCUUCCUACAGUUCAAUGAGACAUUCUGGCCAGAGGAUACCCAGUACUUCUUGUAUGCUUCCCCAACCAAGCGCGGAUGGUAUCCGGUCUUUCAGUCUCUCUCCACUGAAGGUUUCAUGCCCGGUUCCAACAUCAUCUUUGUCACAGUCGUUGCAGACGGGUCAUAUCGUGUUGAGCAGCAGACGGACGAGGAAACGCAGGAAGAAAUCAUGGAGGUCCUGCGUGAGAUGUAUCCCGACGUCAACAUCCCGGAGCCAACUGCAUUCAUGUACCCACGAUGGACCAAGACGCCAUGGGCCUAUGGAAGCUACUCGAACUGGCCCGCAGGUACUACGCUGGAGAUGCACCAAAAUUUACGCGCCAACACAGGCCGUCUCUGGUUUGCCGGUGAGGCCACUAGCGCCGAGUACUUUGGCUUCCUACACGGAGCCUGGUUUGAGGGACGGGAAGCCGGCUACCAAAUUUCCUCCGUCAUGCAAAACAAGUGCAUACAGGUUUACAACAAUACGCAAUUUUGUGGCGAAACAAGACCACACUACGACAAGCUGUCCGGAACAUCGCCGCUCGAGAACUACAAUCUACUGAACGGCUGGGCAACGAGCAGUUUCUAUUCCGCUGUUGACCAGAACGCGGAAUAG